GCGAGGGAGGGAGCGAGGGAAGGGAAGGCGAGCGUGAGCUGCCUCAAAUGCUUGGAAUAAUUCCGCUUCCGUUUGGAAAGCCGCAGCCUCAGUCCCGCCGCCGCCCGCCGCGUCCGCCCAGCGCCCGCUCCGCCUUGCCACCGGCCCGCGGCUGCCCGCGCCGCUGCCAUGGCCACCUCCCCGCAGAAGUCGCCUUCAGUCCCCAAGUCCCCCACUCCCAAGUCACCCCCUUCCCGCAAGAAAGAUGAUUCCUUCUUGGGGAAACUCGGAGGAACUCUGGCCCGGAGGAAGAAAGCCAAGGAGGUGUCCGAGCUUCAGGAAGAGGGAAUGAACGCCAUCAACCUGCCCCUGAGCCCAAUCCCCUUCGAGCUGGACCCCGAGGACACGAUGCUGGAGGAGAAUGAAGUACGAACGAUGGUGGAUCCAAACUCACGCAGCGACCCCAAACUGCAAGAACUGAUGAAGGUAUUAAUUGACUGGAUUAAUGACGUGUUGGUUGGAGAAAGAAUCAUCGUGAAGGAUCUGGCUGAGGAUUUAUAUGAUGGACAAGUCCUGCAGAAGCUUUUUGAGAAGCUUGAGAGCGAGAAGCUGAAUGUUGCUGAGGUCACCCAGUCAGAGAUUGCUCAGAAGCAAAAACUACAGACGGUCCUGGAGAAGAUUAAUGAAACCCUGAAGCUUCCUCCCAGGAGCAUCAAGUGGAACGUGGACUCUGUUCAUGCCAAGAGCCUGGUGGCCAUCCUACAUCUGCUGGUUGCUCUGUCUCAGUAUUUCCGGGCACCCAUCCGACUCCCAGACCAUGUUUCUAUCCAAGUGGUUGUGGUCCAGAAACGAGAAGGAAUCCUCCAGUCUCGGCAAAUCCAAGAAGAAAUAACUGGUAACACAGAGGCUCUAUCCGGGAGGCAUGAGCGUGAUGCCUUUGACACCUUGUUUGACCACGCCCCAGACAAACUCAACGUGGUGAAAAAGACGCUCAUCACCUUCGUGAACAAGCACCUGAAUAAGCUGAAUCUGGAGGUCACAGAACUGGAAACCCAGUUUGCAGAUGGGGUGUACCUGGUGCUACUCAUGGGCCUCCUCGAGGGCUACUUUGUGCCCCUGCACAGCUUCUUCCUGACCCCAGACAGCUUUGAGCAGAAGGUCUUAAAUGUCUCCUUUGCCUUUGAGCUCAUGCAAGACGGAGGGCUGGAAAAGCCAAAGCCACGGCCAGAAGACAUCGUCAACUGUGACCUAAAAUCCACACUGCGAGUUCUGUACAACCUCUUCACCAAGUACCGGAACGUGGAGUGAGGAGCCGCCAGGAAGUUCGUGCUGUCAGCACACUGUACCACCCUCCAAACUGCCUUUACCUGCUUACCCCUGUCUCUCGCUCUGUGCUCUCCCACAAGUCCAGCUCUAACCCAGAGAUAGUGGGAAUUGAAAUUAGGAAGGAAAUGAUCCCCAACUCAGUGAGCUGACCCACGCUUCCCAGACCCUGGGGACUGACCUGACAAUGAUGGUUGAAAAGGUUGUCCCCAUCCUGGUGCCAGGUCCAAAUUUCCCACUGUGUUUUGAGAACUAGUUUAGGCAAAAGAGUUACCAGAAGAUGAAAAUUAAGAUCACACUUACUAUAGAAUAGGUAUAAGCUAUGUGCCCGGCACCGCAAGACACUCUCUGAUAUACAAAGCUCAUAAAGUCUCACGACUCCCUUGGAAGUAGGUGUUAUAAUACCCUUUUACUGAUGAAGUAGUUAAGACUCAGGGGUUGAGUGACUCGCCAGAAGCUGGCAUUUUUUUCCUCUUUGAAUGACAUAUUUAUUAAGAACUAGGUAAUUACAUCAUAUUCUUUGCACAUUCUAAAAUUUUGUAUGUACACGCACACUAGUGUACAUACACAUCUGAGUCAAAAAAGACCUGAAUCCACUGAUGUCAACACUGAGGAAGGCCAGGUCGGGACUCAGUGAUUCACUUUGAAAUUGACAGAUUGAAUUUAACCCAGUUAAUAGUGUGUGUGUGGCAGAGUCAUGCCCCUCAAAUCCUUUGUGCAAAUCAAAAUUACUUUUAAUUCCUUCAGAUUUGUAAUAACCCCAUACUCUGGUUUCAGGGUGACAUUUGGGAAGGAUUCUGUUUAGAAUUAAUGGAGUGGCACAUUUCGCAGCCUUUUUGCUUGAUUGCAUGUAAUGGAAAUGCCCUAUAUUUUCCUGCAAAAUAAGUACUAAAUUCAUUAUCGUUAAGCAAAUGUACAAUAUACUCAGGUCCCGCAGAGAGCUGGGCACAAGCCCAUGUGAGCAUCACUUGGGAAGUAGGGCUCUUCAACAGGGACCCUUGAACUUUAAAGAAAGGAACUCCUUUCUGCCUUCUAAUUGAUCAUUUAGACUAUUCUGGCUAAGUCUGCCCACAUGCAAUUACCAGCUAAUUCAGGAGAGGAAAAAUGCAAGUCAUUUAGACCAAAGCCGAGCAGCUUCCUUGCGUGGGUUACUGAAGGGCUUGUGGUUACUUGUAUCUCAUCUGUGUGAACCCAACUUUGGACUACAAAAUUCUAGUUUGCCAGGCUUCUAGGUGGGAGCAGGGGGAUGAAAAGCAUGGAGAAAAUAUUUGCACGCUUACCAUACAGAGAAAUAUCCUCCGAGACAGAAGUGGGGCUGGUGGUAUGUAACAUACGUACCUUUCAACUGACCAAGGUUUGGGGGUAAAUGACAACUUGUGCUGAUACUAAGUCUUCAAUAUAGGACUUCCAUAACUAUGCCAGAGAGACACCAGCCUGCGGCCUGUGUAUCCCUGUCCACAAGUUUGUGACUACCGUGUCACUACUUUAAGCCCGUUGCACAAAGCGCAUCUCGAGUUUUGGAAUUCAUUUUGAUCUGUAUCUACACACCCAAAGUCAGGCCUCCCAUAGUAUCCAAAACAUUCCUUUCAGCCUUCUCUUCAUUUCUUACUGGACUAUCUAUCCGGGGUAACCCAAAACCCGUAGAAUUUAGAGCCACUACAUAUUUCUCUGGAUAAUUUGCUCUUAGAAUUGUUCGCAUAAUGAGCAUUUGAGAUACAAAGGCAAAUUGUAAAAGAAUACAAUUUCUUUUUACGUAAUUUGUGAAAUAUUAUAUUUUUUUCUUAGGAAAUGCUUAAAUAAUACAAUAUUUCUGUUGCUGUCUUUUAAAUUCCUGGUAGCAACUCAAGAUAAACAAUUGCUUUGUCUCCUCGAGCAGUACUGCAGCAGGAUGAAGUAAGGGGAACGCGUUCAUUUAAACAUGCUUUGCUAUACAAA
Otolemur garnettii (small-eared galago) is the source of this 3237-nucleotide messenger RNA. RefSeq names its product parvin alpha (gene PARVA). Gene Ontology annotation, molecular function: actin binding. Gene Ontology annotation, biological process: actin cytoskeleton organization; cilium assembly; establishment or maintenance of cell polarity. The transcript has 13 exons. NCBI's taxonomy places the organism in Eukaryota, Metazoa, Chordata, Mammalia, Primates, Galagidae. Gene Ontology annotation, cellular component: cytoplasm; focal adhesion; actin cytoskeleton. The record is from RefSeq and is a predicted model, not a curated record. Bases 169 to 1287 code for a protein of 372 amino acids.